CAGGAAAAGCCGCUUUGCCUGUUGGCGCUGGUUGGCCGCCUCAGCUUGAGUUUUGCCACUCAUUUUUGUAGCUGACGCGUCCCGGACUACCCUGGUUGGUUUGGCGGUUGGCAGUGGCAGUAAGUGUUUGUGGCGAGUGAGGAUGUAUGGUCAGCACGGAGGGCACAACGGCCCGUCACGGGCGCAGCCGUCCCAGGUGAGUGCAGUGCGCAGGAACAGACAGACAGAGAGGGCGGGGAGGGAGGGCUUAAGUAUAUGAUCUCUCUCUGUGUGGCUGGGUGAUGGACAUGAGUGACACAGCCUGGAUGAGAGCGUGGUGUGUGGGAGACGGCGUGUGUGGUGUCGUGUGGUGUGUGUCGGUUGCAUGUCAUGUGUCACUCAGGGCAACUGGACGAAGGACUGGAACUUCUACGUAGCCUUCAACAAGGAGAACGAGCUCACCGUCUACGUGAGUGGGAGUGGAUGCCUGUCCAUCUGUCCAUCUGUCUGUCUCUGCGUGUGUGUGUGUGUGUGGUGUGAUCGAUCAGCUGGACCCCGAAACCAACAAGAGGGAGGGACAUGACCACUUCACCAUGGGUGGGCUGAGCCAACCACAGGAAUGUGAUGUGUGUGAUGUGUGUGAUGCAUGGCAUGCAGACGACAAUGCGUGUGUGGAGUUCUGCACGUGGCUCAGAAUGAACCUGCCCCAAGUGCGGCCAAAGGGAGGUCAGUCGACUCACUCGGGGCACUAGGGCACUGGUGUCAAUGCCGAUCGACGCAUGGAUGGAUGGAUGGAUCGAUGUACCUGCGUGUGUGUGUGUCUACGUGCGUGCAGGUGCGCCGCUGACAGCGGUGGUCAACAUGGCCAACAACAGGAUUGGCGACAGGGGAGUCAAGGCGCUGACAGUAAGCACACACACACAUGUUUGUCUGUGGAGGUGUGCAUUUCCACACCACUCGCCACAUACACAUCUGUCUGCGUGUGUGCGUGCGUGCGUGUGUGUGUAGGAGUGCUUCCUGGCCACCGACGUGCAGCCGCGCAUUCUGAAGCUGUACAAGAACCAAAUCGCUGGGGACGGUGCGCAGACACACACAUGGACCAUACCGGUUUGUUGACAUGUGUGUGUGGGGGUGUGUGUGGGGGGGUGUAGGUAUGAAGGCGUUGGCUCAGAUGGUGCACGACCUCAAGGGGCCCAUCAGCGAAAUACACCUCUCGCACAACAAAAUCGACGGUGGGUACACACAUGGACAUACACCCUUGCCAUGCCAUCCCAUCACACAUGUCGCCCGGUGUGGCGUGUGCGCAGAGAUGGGUGCGACUGCGCUUGUGGCGGCCAUCGCCAACCACCCCAAGAAGGUCUACCCCCGGCGCAUGCCCAACGGCAAGUACUGCCCCGUCUGGCUGCGACUCGAGUACAACCUCAUCAGCAACCACGACAAACGUACACACACACACAAGGAAUGCAACAAACCGAAGACAACACAAGAGCUCUCGCGUCAUUUCUGGUGUGGUGUGGUGUUGUGUGUGGUGGGUCGGGGGGUGUGCAGUGCUCCGUUUCGUGCAGCAGAAGGGCAUCAGCAUCUGCACCGAGACCAAGCGAGCCUUCUGCGGCCCCACCUUCUGCAAAGUGGCCGAAAGUGGCAAAGAUUGUACGCACACACCACACACCACACGACAACACACACACACCAAUGGCCCAUAUGUGUGUGUGUGUGUUUCUUGUCUGUCUUGUCUUGUCUUGUCCCAGGUCCGCUGCUGCACCUGUAUGCCCUCAACCACCAGGGGGAGGGUCGUGCCCCCAACGGCUCCAUGGCCCUCACCAACGGCAGCUACCCCGCACCAGGACGCGCUACACAACACACCACGCCCCGUGGCCCUCCGCCACACCACCACCAGCAGCAGCCGCCCUCCACCCACAGGCCCGCACUACCCCCGCCGCAGCGACCACUGGGUGGUGGUCCCGCCACGAGGCCCAACAUGGCGCCCAACGUCGGCGGCAAGACGCCCCCCGGUGGCCAGAUGCCGCCAGCACGGGGACCAGCUGCACAACAGGUGAGCGAGCGAGUUGAGAGAAGGGGGAAUGCAUUGAUUGGUGUGCCUGCUCACUGUGCCUCUCCUUCCCUCUCUCUCUCUCUCUCUGUGUGUGUGUGUGUGUGUGUAGUCUGUGUGGCAGCCGCGCCCCACACCAGCAGCAACAGCAGCCGCAGCCGCAGUAGCAGCGGCAGCACCGGUGCCCGUGCCGGCCCCAGCAGCUCCGGCCGCCCCAUCAGCCCGGCCGGCAGCCUCGCCGCCCGAGGCCAAGAACCCACCACCGACCACCACCACCACCACCACCACUACACACACCACGAGCGCCACCACCAGCAAGAAGGACACCAACAGGAAGCCCCCCUCCGACGAUGGCUUCGGCAACUUCGGCGACGAUGAUGACGACGGCGAGGAGGACUGGGCCACCCCCCCGCCGCCCACCAAACCCCCUCAGAAGCAGCAACAGCAGCAGCAGCAGCAGGGAGGGGGUGCGUUCAGUGGGGGCAGCACGGCGGCCAGCGCGUCGGCGAGUGCGUCGGCCAGUGGUGGUGGUGGUGUUGGUGUUGGUGAGGGUCCUCUGCCGUGGGUGGAUGUGGACCAGGGGGGUAUGAGCGUCAGUGAGAUCAAGCAGGCUUACCGGGACCUGCACCGCGCGUAAGGCUGGGAAGGAGGGAGGGGAGCAGACAGGCAGAGAGAAGGGGGACGUGGUGUAUGUAACGUGUUGUGUUGGAUUCUCCUCUGUGUGUGUGUGUGUGUGUGUGGUGCAGUGCUACGCAGGAGGUGGACCGGCUGACGAGAGAGCUGCGGGCGGCCAAGGGCGGCCGACCCUGACCACAGACAUACGCGAUGAGUGAAGCGGAGCACGCCACUGGCUUGG
Messenger RNA from Vitrella brassicaformis, 2885 nucleotides. The record is from the annotation of a GenBank genome assembly. NCBI's taxonomy places the organism in Eukaryota, Vitrellaceae.